This is a messenger RNA of Drosophila arizonae, 1063 nucleotides long. RefSeq names its product neuralized-like protein 2. NCBI's taxonomy places the organism in Eukaryota, Metazoa, Arthropoda, Insecta, Diptera, Drosophilidae. Gene Ontology annotation, biological process: intracellular signal transduction. Gene Ontology annotation, molecular function: ubiquitin protein ligase activity. The record is from RefSeq and is a predicted model, not a curated record.
CACAUUACUCAACACUAGUCCCAUGUCACUCCGAUCGACUUAAAAUUUACACAAAUAAAGAAAUACAUAUGGUAGAAAUAAACAAUACAACAAAUCAUGGAUGCCGUUGAUGACAACCACCAGGCGCCGCAUCUAGCCGACUUCGCCGGCAACAAUGAGGCGGACCGAGAACAGAUCGAUGCCGCAGCAAUUGUGAAUGAUGCAAAAAUCGCAACAACUGGUGCUGGUGUGUGGGAACGUCAGCUCUUUCGGUUUCAUCCAUACCAUGGCUCCAACAUACGCUUAGAUGACGAUGCAACAGUCGCCUUUCGACGCACUAGCUUCGCCGAUGCUCUCACCUUCUCCGAGCGACCGCUGGCGCCCGGCGAAAUAUUUCUAGUGGAGAUUGAAAAAAUCGAACGGGGAUGGUCGGGACACAUGCGACUGGGCCUGACGGAGCUGACACCAAACGUGAUUGGCAUGCGGAGCGAAGGAUUGCCGCACUUUGCGUUGCCUGACUUGGCCAAUUUAGGAAACAGCUGGAUAUAUCCGAUCUCAAAAUUUGAAAUGAAUCAACGUCAAGAGCAAGCCGGCGAAAAUGUCGAUUUUAUAGCCAAUGAGCCGCCCCAACGUAAUCUACUUGGCGAUGCAACGCAUGUGCGUACGCCGCGUGGCCUACUGCCCAAGAGACUGUUGCGUCCAUCGAUGGACAAUGGAAACUCGGAUAUACUGCUCACAGACAGAGGCUCGCGCAUUGGCAUCAUGUAUGUGCCGACAGAGACCGAUGCAUCCAAAGGCGAAUUACACUUCAUUAUUAAUGGCGUGGACAAGGGCCCAGUGUCAAAGGAAAUACCAUUAAAUAGGUCACCUUUGUACGUUGUUAUUGAUGUUUAUGGCACGACAAAGCAAAUACGCAUCAUACAACUGGAAGGCAUACUGUCCUUGCAAAGUGCUUGUCGCAAUGUUAUACUGGAGCACAUCGCAACCGGCUCCAUUGCGCGGCUGCCACUGCCCGAGAGCAUUAAGCGCUUCUUAUUGCGUCGAGAUUAGGAACUGAGACAAAGCGCACACACUCACACAUAAA